AUGUAAUCUUACACCAAAAACAAAACGUAAACGUUGAUAAUAACCACAAUAAUUCUACUGACUUGAUAUCGAGAUUAAAAGCCAGGAUCUCUGUUUCCAUAUUCUUCCCACAGAAACACUUUUUUUUUCUGUUCUCUGCAAUGGCUAAACCAAUGGCUAUUGAGGUGUACAAUCCUAACGGGAAGUACAGAGUCGUCAGCACCAAACCAAUGCCUGGAACUCGUUGGAUCAACCUCUUGGUCGACCAAGGUUGUCGCGUAGAGAUAUGCCAUUUGAAGAAGACCAUCUUGUCUGUAGAAGACAUCAUUGAACUGAUUGGAAACAAGUGUGAUGGAGUCAUCGGUCAGUUAACAGAAGAUUGGGGAGAGACUCUGUUCUCAGCUCUGAGCAAAGCUGGAGGGAAAGUUUUCAGUAACAUGGCCGUUGGUUACAACAACGUCGACGUUGAAGCCGCCAAUAAGUAUGGUAUCGCCGUUGGUAACACUCCGGGAGUGUUGACUGAGACUACGGCUGAGCUAGCUGCUUCCCUUUCCCUUGCUGCAGCAAGAAGGAUCGUUGAAGCUGAUGGUUUCAUGAGAGCUGGCUUGUACGAAGGAUGGCUUCCUCAUUUGUUUGUGGGGAACUUACUUAAAGGACAGACUGUGGGAGUGAUUGGAGCUGGGCGUAUUGGUUCUGCUUAUGCUAGGAUGAUGGUUGAAGGGUUCAAGAUGAAUUUGAUCUACUUUGAUCUUUACCAAUCCACUCGUCUUGAGAAAUUUGUGACAGCUUAUGGACAAUUCUUGAAAGCAAAUGGGGAACAACCUGUGACAUGGAAACGAGCUUCUUCCAUGGAGGAGGUGCUACGAGAGGCUGAUCUGAUAAGUCUUCACCCUGUGUUGGAUAAAACCACUUACCAUCUUGUCAACAAGGAGAGGCUUGCAAUGAUGAAAAAGGAAGCAAUCCUUGUGAACUGUAGUAGAGGUCCUGUGAUCGAUGAGGUAGCUCUUGUCAAUCAUCUGAGAGAGAACCCAAUGUUCAGAGUUGGUCUUGAUGUGUUUGAGGAAGAGCCUUUCAUGAAACCAGGACUUGCUGAUAUGAAGAAUGCUAUUGUUGUUCCUCACAUUGCUUCUGCUUCCAAGUGGACUCGUGAAGGAAUGGCUACGCUUGCAGCACUCAACGUCCUUGGAAGGAUCAAAGGAUAUCCUAUUUGGAGUGACCCAAACCGGGUCGACCCGUUCUUGAACGAAAAUGCUUCACCACCCAAUGCUAGUCCAAGCAUUGUCAACUCAAAAGCCUUAGGAUUGCCUGUUUCGAAACUAUGAGUUAAAAAAGUAUGAAGAAGGGGGAGACUUGGAAGAAUCAUGUUAAUAUAUACCAUCUGAUGGUCUCAAGUUGUGUUCAUGUAAUGUAUUGCAACAACAAUGUUGGAUCUUAAAUAACUCUUUAAAGUGGUGUUAAGUUUGCUGAGUCUUGUACACACAUCAUGCUCUUCAUAUCAUGUUUUAUUUUGAAUUUUGCAUUAUCCACUUCUUUAUUCAUAAAAUUUGCUAUA
Molecule: messenger RNA, 1531 nt
Organism: Eruca vesicaria subsp. sativa (arugula)
Lineage: Eukaryota; Viridiplantae; Streptophyta; Magnoliopsida; Brassicales; Brassicaceae
Source: the annotation of a GenBank genome assembly